AUGGCUGCAAGAUUCCUCGACAUGGCUUUGGAUGACGUUGCCAAAUCCCGUGCUGGCAACAACAGGAGCCCCGCCAGCAGACGUGGUGGCCUCCGCGGUGCUGGUGGUCCAGGUGGCGCUGGCACUGGCUCUGGACGGGAUAGCCCCAACCGCUCUAACCGCUCUUCUCCCUACAAUCGCAACAAUGCAGCCAACACGGCUGAGGAUCGCUGGACUCACGACAAGUUUGACGAGUCGAACCAGAGGGCUGCAGGAGGACGCGGAGGACAGAACAACAACAACAACAACAACAGAGGAGGAACAGCAGCAGGAGGAAACAGGGUUAUUGUCGAGAACUUGCACUAUGCUGUUACCUUGGAGGACAUCAAGGAACUUUUCACCACUCACGCUGGUCCCGUCAAGUUCGCUGAGGUCAAGUACGAUCUUUCAGGACGAUCCACCGGUGUUGCCACCAUCACUUUCAAUGAGUCAAAGGACGCUGCUUCUGCUAUCGAGAAGCUCCAUGGAAUUGCUCUGGAUGGUCAACCCAUGAAGAUUAAGUUUGCCCCUGCUCCUGCCUCGAACAGCCGCCCUCAAGAUAGACGCGCUGCUCCUUCCAAAGAUACAGGAAAGAGAGAUGUCUUUUCCCGUCUUGGAUCAAGUGAAGCUGAUAUUGCUGCUAGGUUGGGCAAGUUGAACCCUCUUCCCAAGACCGCAGGAGCUACAGGAGGACGUCAGGGAGCUUCUAACCAGACGACCAACAAUGGCGGACGGAACAGCAGCAACAAGAACAACAGCAGCAACAACAGCAGGCAACAACAGUCGUCCAAGCCCCGGGAGAACAAGAAGCCUCAUAUCAAGACUGCAGAGGAGCUUGACGCCGAGAUGGAUACAUACAUGGGCGAUGGAACCACUGAAAUGUAA
This is a messenger RNA of Linnemannia hyalina, 903 nucleotides long. Lineage: Eukaryota; Fungi; Mortierellomycota; Mortierellomycetes; Mortierellales; Mortierellaceae. The record is from the annotation of a GenBank genome assembly.